Messenger RNA from Colletotrichum fioriniae, 2172 nucleotides. The record is from RefSeq and is a predicted model, not a curated record. NCBI's taxonomy places the organism in Eukaryota, Fungi, Ascomycota, Sordariomycetes, Glomerellales, Glomerellaceae.
AUGGGCGGCAUGAUCAUUACUGGCUUCGAACGCGGCAACCCGAUGAACGUUCUCGUGCGUGCGCAAUUGUGCCUCCCAUACCGUGCCCUGAGAUCGGAAACGACGAUUUACGAUUCCAAUGGCAAGCCGGUGGACUUUGCAAGGGACCAGCUCGUAGAGAGGCUCUACAAUGACUGCUUGGAUCGUGUCAGCGAAUACAAGUUCAAGUCACAGCCCGCCAAGCUAAUCGAGGGCAACCGAGACUUGAUUGACGAGGCGCGAGACGCUGUGAGUGACGGCCACCGGACAAUUCACCAAGCUGAGGAAGCGGUGGCGGCUCUCCCACAUGCGCCGCCCGUUUCACAACAAAAUGUCCCCGAACGAGUAAACCUGGUGCCGGUCUCGUCAGAUAAGCUCACUGGCCGCGUCCACACCCAGCCUGGCACACCAGGUGUCCUCAAGGCUACGGAGAAAGCCCAGACAAUGGGAUGGGCGUUGAAGACCGGUUUGGCAAACGACGCCAAUAUUGAUCUGAACGAAGCUGUUUCUCUGCCAGCGGCAACGCUUGGUUCAGUGAUGGACGAGGCCGUUCUACAAUACCGCAAUAUUGUCGACCUGACUGCCCAAGAUCAUCGUCUCAUCAACUGGCACGUUGCGAACCUGGAAUACAGUAACGCUACAAAUCUUCAUAAUCUUAGUCUAGGAGGCUGGGACAUUGACGCUGGCAAUGAGUGGGAAGGCAAGCACACCAUGAUUGUAGGUGGCUACCAAAGCGUUCCCAGAGGCCUCAUGCACUGCCCCACUCCUCUCGACGUCCGCCCGAAAUCCGCGGUCAAGAAGAUCACGUACCAGCCACAGAAUAACGGGCGUGCAUCGAUUGAGUGCGAGGACGGGACGUCCAUCGACGCAGACUACGUCGUCUCGACAAUACCUUUGGGAGUCUUGAAACACGGCAACAUCGCGUUCGACCCGCCAUUGCCUGAGUGGAAGACGGAAGCAGUCACCCGUAUAGGAUACGGAGUGCUCAACAAGCUUGUACUCGUUUAUGAUCAGCCCUUCUGGGAUACUCAAAGACACAUCUUUGGCGUUCUGCGAGACGCUCCGAACCGCCACAGCCUGAAUCAAAGUGACUACGGCUCUUCACGAGGCCGCUUGUUCCAGUGGUUCAACGUCACGCAGACCACCGGUAUGCCGUGCCUAGUGGCCCUGAUGGCCGGCGACGCCGGUUUCGAUACGGAGCACAGCAGUAACGAGGACCUCAUCGCCGAGGCGACUGAGGUCCUACGCAGCGUCUUCGGCCUCGGCGUACCGUACCCCACCGAGUCGGUGGUCACCCGCUGGGCCUCGGACAGGUUCGCCAGAGGGAGCUACUCCUCGGCCGGACCGGAGAUGCACCCGGACGACUACGACGCCAUGUCGCGCCCCAUCGGCAACCUCUUCUUCGCCGGUGAGCACACAAUCGGCACACACCCGGCCACCGUCCACGGAGCCUACCUUUCGGGACUCCGUGCCGCGUCAGAGGUUCUCGAGUCGAUGCUCGGCCCGAUAGAGGUCCCGACACCCCUCGUCCGACGGAAAGGAAACAAUAACGUGUCCAACAAGCGCAAAGAGAUGGAGGGACCCAAGGACCCGGAACAAGUCCGUCUGGAAGCCUACGAGCUCUCCGCCUGGGAACACACCAAAUCCAAAAUCGGCGAACGGCCCGUACGCCCGGCCAAGGUAGCCGCCAACGCCUACCUCCUCUAUAGCCGUGCCUUCUUCGAGGUCGCGCGUCAGCGAUGCGAGGAGGAGCGCGCCGUGGCGGCCAGCAGCGGCAAUGGCAGCAAGAAGAAGACGGCGCCGAACGAGGUGCGCGUCAUGACGUCCAAGAUGUGGCGAGCCGCCUCCGUAGAAGAAAAGAAGCCGUUCGAGGACGAGGCCGCCGCGCAGAAGACGGCGUACGCCGAGGCCGUGAAACAGUACGAGGAGACGUCGGCGCGGUGGGAUAAAGAGUACGUCGAGACCAUGAGCGCGUAUCACCGGGAGCACCCAUACGUGCCUCUUCAGCAGAACGGAGGGAGCGGCAGUGGUAGUGGUGGUGGGAAUAGUUAUAGUGCUGCUACGGCGCGGCAGCGGGAGAUUAAUGCGCAAAAGUACCGCAGGACGAAGCAUGUCAGCUACGCCGAAAGUGACGGCAGCGAGAUGGAGUUUUGA